UGGGAGGAAAACAUUAAGUGUGUGGUUUUCAGCUUGGUAGGAAUUUUCUUCUUGCUGGUCUUGAAUCUGCAUAACAGAUUAAGGCUAGUGUUGUAACUUCACCAUCCUGUCACUGGGGGAUGUCAGAAGGUUAUAAUUUCUAGAUUGUGAUACUGAGCAGAGAUCCCCUGACAUUGAGACUGAGUCAAGUAGUUGCUGGACAUCGCUGUUCUUCAAUCAUUCUCUUCAAACUUAAAGCCAUCAAGUGUAGAAUGAAUCUACGGUCAGGCAAAGCCAUGUCUGAAGAACCUCUGACCCCUCAGACUCCACGCUGCACCAAGGGUCAAGAUAGAUCUCUCUCAAUCUCAUUGGGAAGAGAAUCUGGUGCCUCUUCAGGGUGCCUGCAUCCUGCAAGGAAAAUGACACCCACAACUCCCAAAAAGAUUGCACAAGGUGUGACGCUUGGCCCAGUUCUUUCAGAAGAGGGUGGUGAUGAAUCUAAUUCAUUUACAACCACACCCAGAGCCACACGAUUACCAGGCAAACACUGGCAGAGCACAGAGCUGAAUAGAGGAUUCCUAUACAUGCCUAAGGCAGCAAAAUUAAAUAUUCGGGUGCAGUUUCAAGAUGAGCAUCAGGGGAUUGAAACCAGAGGAAAGACGAAGGGCAACCAAGCUCGUGCUCUCUUUCCAAACUCCACUCUGGAGUCUCGUGAUGUGGAGGCCAAUAAAGGUUCAGCUGGAGACUUGGAGCCUGUGGAGAUGACCUUCUCCAUACAUUUUGCAGCAGACUCUUCCUGUCUUAAUGAUGAGAGAGAGGACUUUAAUCAAUACAAGUUCAUUAAAAAGUCCCAAAGUUCAAUGAAAAUGAUAUUGCAAAAAUCCAUUCUUCCUCUGAAAACACGCAGUGUGCCUGAAUAUUCCCUUGUCCUUGGCUUGGAUGAAAUCCUUGUCCAUUGCCAGUUGACCAUUAUGGAGGGCACAGAAUUCGUAUUUCCUGUCUGCUUUCAGGAUAAGAGUUACCAGGUCUAUGUGAAGUUGAGACCCUACUGCAAGGAGUUCCUUGAAAAUCUGAGCCAGUUCUAUGAGAUAAUCCUCUUCACAACUGCUACAAAGGAUUAUGUUGACAAACUGCUGGAUAUAUUGGAUCCACACAGACGGCUGAUCAGACAUCGACUAUAUCGGAAACACUGCGUCUGUGUCCAAGGGAACUACAUCAAGGAACUAAAUAUCCUCAGCAGGGAUCUGGCAAAGACAGUUUUUGUAGACAACUGGGCAGGGACUUUUUGUCAGGUUUCAAAUGGAAUCCAAAUCAAAAGCUGGCUGAAAGAUCCAAACGAUCAGGAGCUACAGAAACUCAUCCCAUACUUGCAGAAACUAGCAGAACUGGAUGAUGUACGGCCUGCAAUUCAGAGGCGUUAUCGAUGGGACAGGCAGUUAAAAAGGCCCAAAGUAGUUCUGAGGAGCCAAGAUUGAAGGCCAAGUUAUUUUCAAUAAAGUGCUCCUGCCCCUUCUCUACAUCAUUCCCACUCCAGAUUUUGUUUUGAAAACCAGGAAUUUUAUUGGGUGGAUAAACUGUGAAUGCUACAACUGUACCCGUACAUCUAAACUGCUUGACUGCCUGAGUGGAAUUCUGAUCAGUCUUUUCCUGUUUUGUAAAUUUUUUUUAAUCAUUGUUCAUAUUUUACAAAUAAAAGACAUCACAUUAA
Molecule: messenger RNA, 1687 nt
Organism: Chiloscyllium plagiosum (whitespotted bambooshark)
Lineage: Eukaryota; Metazoa; Chordata; Chondrichthyes; Orectolobiformes; Hemiscylliidae
Source: RefSeq, a predicted model, not a curated record